AUGACGAAGACGUAUAUCAUGAACGGUUUGGUGGAGAAGAUGCAAUCCCCAGACCAGGAUUUCCGGUACAUGGGUCUGAAUGACCUUCUACUGGAGAUCAAGCAAGAUCCUAAUAGCUUCUUGGGCGAUGAGGCAUCGGAGAACAAAGUGCUCAAGCAGGUGCUCGCGCUCGUGGAGGACAAGAUCUCGGAGGUGAAGAACCAGGCGGUCAAAUGUCUAGGACAGCUCAUCAAGAUCAUUCGCGAGUCCCAGAUGGAGACCGUCGUGGACAAGCUGAUUGAGUUCUCUGCCGGCAAAGAUGAGGAGCUCCGGGAUAUCGCUGGACUAGCGUUGAAGACUAUCACCUCGGAGCUUCCAUCCGACGGCAAGAUUGCUCUCAAAGCUUGCGAGAAGCUGACGCCCAAACUCCUCGGACAGCUACAGAAUCCGAGCACACCACCAGAGACCCUCAUCGAAACACUCUCGAUCUUGUCUAUCUUGAUCAGCCGCUUUCCCGGAUACUUGAUCGGCCUGGAGGUCCAGCCCAUACAAGUACUAACACCUAUGCUCUCGCACCCCCGACCAGCCGUCCGGAAACGGGCUAUCACGACCCUGGCACAGUUCUUGCCAUACUCCCAACCUCAGCACUUCACCGAAUUGUUGAGCGCGUACAUUGUCCCUGGUCUGACACCAUCCGCCAACCUCGAGAAGCAGCGCACAGUUGUUCAGCUGGUUGCGGCGGUGGCCCGUCAUUCUCCGCACCAAAUCGCAGCUGCUUUGAGCGAGAUCGCGCCUAGCAUCCUGAAGGACUCACAGCGCGACGACGAGGAGCUGCGUGAGAGCUGUCUGCAGGCUUUGGAAGCGCUUGUGCUCAGAUGUCCUGGCGAGAUCACGCCGUUCCUCAGUUCGACCAUCCAAGUCGGCAACCAGUACAUCAAGUACGACCCGAACUAUGCCGGCGGUGACGAUGACGAGGAUGAAGAUAUGGCUGACGAAGACGAUGAGGACGAUGAGGAGCUGGGCGAUGAGUCAGAGUAUGAAGACGACGAAGACACCUCAUACAAGAUCCGCCGGUCAGCGACGAAGCUCCUUGCCUCUGUUAUUGCUACGCGUCCAGAACUGCUCACCACUCUGUACAAGGAGGUCUCUCCAGUGCUCAUCUCUCGAUUUGGUGAUCGCGAAGAAACCGUUCGCCUGGAGGUAUGGUCCACCUACAGCGUACUCUUGACCCAGACCGGCGUGUAUGGUGGAUCACCACAAAGCAACGCGGAAUACACGGUAGGAGGCAAGCGUAAGCGUGAAGAAGGCAUGGAGGUCGAGGAGACGCCGUACAGCUUACUGCAGUCGCAAGUGCCUUCCCUUGCAAAGGCCCUCCUGAACCAGAUCAAGUCGCCGAAGACGCCCGCACCUACACUCGAAGCCGGGUUCUCUCUUUUGCACAAGCUUCUGACUGUCCUUCCUGGCUCUCUUGCGAACCAGUCGGCACAGAUUAUCGCCGACGCGAAGAACGUCCUCUCCACCUCCUCACGAAGCUCAGCGUCUCUGCAGGUGACAUGCAUGUCUUUCCUCGCGCUUUUCUUCUCGAAACACCCUCCUGCCGUCUACGCGCCCCAGCUCGAGUCUAUCACGCCGUUCUUGCUGCAAGCUCUGGCGGAGAAGCACCCGCGGAUCGCCUCUGAGGCUUUCCGCAACUUCUCUGCACUACUCAACGCGAUGCAGCCGGUGAAGAGCGGACAGUGGGUCGACCGCGUCUACGACGAGGCCGUGCGACGUUUGAGCAACCACGAUACGGAUGCGGAGGUGCGUUCGUGCGCAGAGGAGUCUAUUGGCGACCUGUGGAUCUCCGCGACAGACGUUGUGAAGACGAAGAACAGGAAGGAGUGGGAGUACAUUUGCAGGACCACUGGCCGUACCGAUGGUGCCGUCAAGGUCGUCACCGAGGUAGCGACGAAGGUAGAGAUGGACGAUGCGUGGGUGAAUGGUUCUGUCGAGUGGGUGUCGACCCUCUUGAAGAAGAGUGGGCGUACGGGUAAGGUGGAGGCGUUCAACUGCUUGGACGCCCUCUUGAGGAGAUAUUCCGCGAUCCCAGCUGAUCUAUCCGCAAACCUCAUCCCGACGCUCAAGGCGUACAUCAUCCCCGCCGACAUCCUGCUCCUCGGUGCCGCACUCGACAUCAUCGCUCUCCUGCUCGAGCUCUCCCCGGUGGCGACGUUCCCCGAGGUCGAGCGCGACGUGCUCACGGACGUCUACGGGAUCGCGCACUCGCCGCUUCUCGCGGGCGCGCCGUUCGACUCCGUGCUCGCGUUCUACGCAGCGCUCGUCGAGGCUGACAUGCAGAUCGCGCCGCAUGUCGUCGCGAACCUCGUUUCCUCGGUCGAGAAGGCGCCGAAGGGCGAUGUGAGCCUCCCGAAUGUCGCCAAGUGCGUGGGCCAGGUCGUCAAAUCCCAGCGGGCGGUUGCCGCGGGGACGAUCGCUGAGUUCGCCCGGCACCUGAAGGUACGUGUGACAGCGCCGCGAGUGCCGGCGCGGUCUUCGGUAGCGCGGACGGCGGGGCGCGGACGGCGCGGGGCGCGGGGUGAGAAGCUGCAGAAAUUAUUCGUAAGUAUGGGAGGGUAGUGGGUGCUAGUUGGCGCGCAGGGCGCAGGGAGAGUAUCGGGGCUUGGUUGGCACGGACGGGACAGGACGCCGGCAGCAGCAGGGGGCGGUAGGACGGAGUGUUUGGUCGGCCACACGGGGUCACGCCGUCGUGGACAUGUACAUAACGUAGAU
Messenger RNA from Trametes versicolor FP-101664 SS1, 2748 nucleotides. Its product is annotated as ARM repeat-containing protein. Lineage: Eukaryota; Fungi; Basidiomycota; Agaricomycetes; Polyporales; Polyporaceae. The record is from RefSeq and is a predicted model, not a curated record. The coding region runs from base 1 to 2595 and encodes 864 amino acids. Gene Ontology annotation, cellular component: nucleus. The transcript is spliced from 10 exons. Gene Ontology annotation, biological process: protein ubiquitination; SCF complex assembly.